UAUUCAGUUUUGGUUUUCUAUCCGCUGACAUUUUGAACCCAUUUUGAAGAAGAAGAGAGAGCACUGAAACCUUUUUCUUCUACUUAAGCCUCAUGAAAAGUAUUUAAAUAUAACGGACUGCAACAUAGCAACUCAUUAAGUGUUCAACAAAUGAACAACAUUAAGUACAGUGCUUCUGACCACAGUUCAGGAGAACAAUGAGGCCUACGACUGCUGCCCUCUGGGCGGCGGUCAUGUUGGUGGGACUCCAGCAGCUUGCUUCACUUGCUGCAUCACCUGACAGCAGAGUAGACUGCUCGUCCAAGAACCUCUCCUCUGUUCCAAGAGACCUGCCACAGGAGGUUGAGUUUCUGGAUCUCUCAUGCAACCACAUAAAACAACUUCACCGAGGAGACUUUCGAAACACCACUCUCCUGAGAUCCCUGAAUGUGUCAUGGAACGGUCUGGAGGAGAUUGAUCCGGGGACGUUCUCUGACACACCACUCCUGGAGGUUCUGGACCUGUCACAUAACAGGCUGAAGAACCUGUCGGGUCAGCGGUACCUGCUACACACGGGGAACCUCCUGACUUUAAAUCUGACCUGGAACUCGUUUCUCACAAUGACACUGGGGAGCGCCUUCACAUCCCUGGUAAGACUGGAGAGAUUAGCACUUGGAGCAAAAAACAUCAGUAUGGAUGAUUUCAAGAACAUUGCUGGAGCGAAACUGCAAACACUGACACUUUGCCUGGGGGAUGAACUGGGUUAUGAGGCAGGCAGCCUGAAGGAUGUUCACGCUCUAAGGCUUCAGAUAGCCUCCACUAGUGGUAAAUUAGUGGACGACUAUCUCUAUGCUGAUGCUCUGUCACUCUUUGAUGAAGUGGAGUUGAUGAAUAUGACAGGUGGCUACAGGGAACUAAGUGAGCAACUAAGCCAGAGAAUAGAAAUCCACACUUCUCACCUGUAUCUCACCAACAUAUUAAUUCACUGGCAAGACUUAACUCACUAUGUAAAUGUAAUUCUUCGUACAUCUAUCACCCAUCUUUGCUUCUCUGAUAUGGCCAUGUCCCGUUUGCCUCAGGUAGACACUGAUGUGACUAAGAAGUCUAAAAUGAAGUCCUUUUCAGGCAGAAGGGUGGUGGUGAAGUCAUUCCUCUUUUCACAGGAGGCUGUGUACAACUUUUUUAUCAAUAUGCCAGUGGAGAGUUUGGCAAUCACAGAGACCUCAAUCAUACACAUGACAUGCCCAAAGUCACAGAGUCCAAUCCUUCAGCUGGACUUCUCCUAUUGUGCUCUAUCAGACUCCAUCUUCUCCAGAGUGGAGGGUCAGCAAACUCUUGAAUGUCAGAAUCUUGGAAAUGUGAGGAAAUUGAUCCUGGUCGGCAACAAUCUAAAGAAUCUUCAGUUGUUGAGCAAACGUGUACAAUACAUGAAAUCCCUGCAACAUCUCGACCUCAGCCUCAACUCCCUGAUUUAUGAGGGUCUGGAAGAGUGCGUCUGGCCACCAAACAUCACCAAUGUGUCCCUGUCUUCUAAUCGUCUCACACAUACUGUUUUUAAAUGUCUUACAAAAGGAAUAGAGACACUGGAUCUCCAAAAUAACCAGGUUUCUGUGAUACCGUCAUCCAUCUUGAAACUGGGAAACCUUUCAUCUCUGAAUCUGAAUGCUAACAGGCUGCGGGACCUGCCUGUAUGUGAUGGUUUCCCCAUAUUGAAUCAGCUUCUGCUUAGAUCAAAUUCCCUCCAUGCCCCAUUUGUAAACAAACUGGAGAGCUGCCCCAAACUGAAAACCCUAGAUGUCGGUAACAACCCCUUCACCUGUACCUGCGCUCUGAGGAGUUUCAUACAUCUCGGCAUCAAGUCUGAAAGAAAAAGUCACCCGGGAAUCGAAUUGUUGGGCUGGCCAUUGGACUAUUACUGCACCUACCCAGAGGAUGUUAGAGACACCAUCUUGAAAGACAUACUGAACCCAGAUGUCACCUGUAAUGUGGCCAUUCUGGCAGUCACCAUCUUGUGCCCAGCAGUGGUCGUGAUUGUAGCAGUUGUGAUCCUGUGCCACCGUUUCGAUGUUCCUUGGUACAUGGGCAUGAUCUGGCAGUGGACCAGAGCCAAGCAUCGUGCCAGAACAAGACAAGUUCGACCUGAAGACCUGGUUGGGGUCGAGUUUCAUGCUUUUGUGUCUUACAGCCAGCAUGACACAGACUGGGUGCACAACUCCCUCCUUCCCAACCUUGAAGGGCCUGCAGGAGGGCUUCGCAUCUGCCUCCAUGAGAAAAGCUUUGUUGCAGGAAAGACGGUUAUUGAGAACAUCAUGGGCUGUGUGGGGAAAAGCAGACGCUCACUGUUUGUGCUCUCUGCUCAUUUCGUCAAGAGUGAGUGGUGUCAUUAUGAGCUUUACUUCGCCAGCCACCAACAGCUUGCUCUGGGAUCGGACAGUAUUGUUCUGGUGCUGCUCGAGCCUCUGCCUCAAUACACAAUACCAUCAAAGUACAAUCAGCUGAAGUCCAUGAUGGGCCGGCACACCUAUCUGGAGUGGCCACAGGACAUGGCCAAGCACAGGUUGUUCUGGGCUAACCUCAGAGCUGCCCUACAGGCAGACCUGCCAGACGUACCAGUCACAGAAAUAGAGGAGUAACUAAGCAAGGCGGCACAAAAGAGGAAAAGGAACUGGGAAGAAGAAGUGUGAAUGGAACAGAGGAAGUUUGUAAGACAGAACAUAGGAGCAGUAAAAUGUGGGUGCACCAGUGACACUGGAUGGAUAGUGAAAGUGUAUACUUUUUUUGUAUUCCUUUUCUUUUGCACAUGAGCAUACUUUCUUAACAUUAAGUGUGUAAUUUUUAAUACUGAGCUGCAAGCUGACAAACUGAUUGUUAUGUAAGAUGUAAAUAAACAUAUAGUCACAUGUAAAAAAAUCCAAAUGACAUUUAAUGAGAACAUUUACAAUGACUAACACGUUGAUCAGAGGUGUAACAAAAAAUAAACUUUUAAAGUAAA
Molecule: messenger RNA, 2971 nt
Organism: Scophthalmus maximus (turbot)
Lineage: Eukaryota; Metazoa; Chordata; Actinopteri; Pleuronectiformes; Scophthalmidae
Gene: tlr1
Product: toll-like receptor 1
Exons: 2
Coding region: 198-2612 (804 amino acids)
Biological process (GO): inflammatory response; immune response; toll-like receptor signaling pathway
Cellular component (GO): membrane
Molecular function (GO): transmembrane signaling receptor activity; protein binding
Source: RefSeq, a predicted model, not a curated record